UGAGCAAACGACAAUGUUCGCGCUGCGACGUUGCUACACUGUGAUACUGCUAGAAGUCACCACUACUCCGUCACGUCUAGGAAGCGAUAAAUGAUUCUAAUCUUUGCUGUGACGUCUCAAUUCACACCCUGAAGGAUACUAUGAACAGCUGACCACAGCACUGGCACUACCGGGCCAUGAUGCAUGGUGGAUUAGCUUCAGUAUGACUCGAAAAUUUCAUUCCAUCGUAUAUGAUAAAUCUCCCACUGUCAACGGGAAGUCAGCACCAUCCCGUUCACCACUGGCACUAUAAACCUCUUCACCAAUGCCUGCCGUCUCAUCCAACUACUCUUCUUUGAACUCAGGCAGUAAUGAUAACUAUUUCCUUCGCGACAAUAUCACUGCCGCCCAGAUGUUGCUUACAAGCACAAACAAUACUGACACUCAACCAAAACGUUUCAUCGUCGCUCUGCCUGCUGGGAACUCCGGUGCCCUAACAUAUUUCCUUCCAUUGAAUACAUCAGCGUCGUUAGCCGUGAACUUAGUGAACGAGACCUUCAAGAGCGCCAGGGAAGAGUUCAACAAUACGGGCGUUCAGGCUGAUCUUUCCUUCAAUAACAAUGCUACUCUUGGCGUCACUAUCAUCGGUUCUGUACGUGCUAUGCGCGACUACAUAGAAGGAAAUGGCACGAUGCAUCAGAUCUUCAAUUAUACCCUAGCCGCCUACAAUAAGACGUCUGUCCAUCUACAUCGUCGUUGGAUCAACGCUGCCACAACAGAUCCUACAAAGUACAGAGGCGCAGAUUUGUAUCUAUUCGUGCCGCCUGACAGCAAUGCACAGUUCAAUAUCACCCCUGGUAACAAUGGCACCUUCAUGACGCCCACUAUUGACAUUUUACUCCCUUCUGGAAGUACCAAUGGUACCAUCAGCGUAAAGGUCGUCACCAAUGAAACUUCCUUAGUAGGCCUGAAUUCACAUAGCCUAUUCCUUCCUGAGACUCAGGAUGAGGGUUCCGGUUUGCCUACUGCACUACAAAAGUUGUCCGAUGGCAAAGUUACGUCCGCGAACCAGGUUUCGUUCCUCACGUACACAGACAGAUUCCUUGCUGGCGGGUGGCGCUUCUUGACGUAUUUCGGGCGAGACACACUCAUCGCUCUUCGUCUUCUCAUGCCCGUCUUGACUUCGGACGCGAUUGAGGCGGUUUUAGGCGCGGUGAUCGAGCGAACGAAUUCAACCGGUGCACUUUGUCACGAAGAGACCAUUGGAGACUAUGCUUCAUUCAUUAACCUUCAAAACAAUCGAAGUGAUCUUGGAAACGAGCCGUUUUACGACUACAAAAUGAUCGACACGGAUCUUCUAUUGCUUCCAGCUCUCAGCCAUUACCUCCUUGACUUGCCACAAGGGAAGGAUCGUGCAGUGUCCUUCUUAUCCCAGAACGCGACCCUGCAGAACGGAACGUACGCAGAAAUCCUGAACAGGACCAUUACCUACAAUCUUGGUCGUGCACUUCCAUUCUUCCAGAACUCCACCAUAUCCAACCUCAUCGGUCUUCGCCCAGGUCAGUCUGUAGGCAACUGGCGCGACAGCACUGCGGGGCUCGGAUAUGGCUUUUAUCCCUUCGACGUGAACACCGCUCUGGUUCCAGCUUCUUUGAGAGCCACUCAGGUUCUUCUCAAUGCCGAUAUCAUCUCUGACAUUGGGAUGGAUGCUUCCGAAGUGGGGCAAAUUGCCGAUGCUUGGGAACAACGCGCAUUAGCUCUGUUCGAGAUCAAGGUGGACCUUAAUACCAGUCAAAGUCGCCUAGAAGAUUUUGUUCAAGCCGCCAAUUUAAGCACAGAGUUGUUGUCGCAGUCUGCGAAUGUUUCAACGAUGGGAAGCGACUUCUCGUACUACGCUCUGUCGCUGAUGCAGGAUGGGGCUCAUGUGGAAGUGCUGAAUUCGGAUAUCGGUUUCAAUCUCAUGUACGGCUCGAAUAUUUCACAGACUUUGUUGCAGCAUGUCAUCAAUGCGUUGCAACCAUAUCCUCGAGGAUUACUGACCAACAUCGGUAUGGUUGUCGCGAACCCUGCAUACGACUCCAACCGGACCAUGAUACAAGUCCUCAAUCGGGCUGCUUAUCACGGGACAGUCAUCUGGUCGUUCCAACAAGGCCUUAUGGCGGGAGGUCUAGCACGACAACUCGGCUUUUGUUCAAUCGAUACUACGACAGCUGUAGAUGUAAACCCGCCACCCUCGGCAAUCCCUUCAUGGUGCUCCAACAGCACCUUCGUACAGUCCUUGCGAGACGCCGAAACGCGUCUUUGGACCUCAAUAAAUGGUGCGCGCGAACAGAUAUACGCCGAAGUAUGGUCAUACUCGUUCGACAACACUACAAGCUCUUUCAAGGUUGCAGACCUUGCGGAAUUGUCUCCUGAUGGAACGGAAUCGGACGCUAUUCAGUUAUGGUCAUAUGGGUUCUUAGCUCUCCUCGAUCCGACACGAAGUGGUCCUAUGAGUAAUCAAGGGGAUGGAGAAUGCUCUGACAAAAGCUACACAUAGAAAUGAAUUCACAAACGACGAUGCCAGUAAUGAAAAAUAAUCCACGAAUAGUCUUCAUCGUUUGUGUCGAAGAGUUAUGCAUAGCGGUAUUUCUCUGGCUGAGAACAAGAUGAGAAUGAGGAUGACCCAAUAGGGAUGGCGCGAGAAAAGCUUGAAAAGUAACGAGAUCGUCAUGGGAUGCCCCAAUAACUCUUCCGCUGUGGC
This is a messenger RNA of Somion occarium, 2722 nucleotides long. NCBI's taxonomy places the organism in Eukaryota, Fungi, Basidiomycota, Agaricomycetes, Polyporales, Cerrenaceae. The record is from the annotation of a GenBank genome assembly.